Boleophthalmus pectinirostris (great blue-spotted mudskipper) is the source of this 6499-nucleotide messenger RNA. It is a transcript of the gene nacad, whose product is annotated as NAC alpha domain containing. NCBI's taxonomy places the organism in Eukaryota, Metazoa, Chordata, Actinopteri, Gobiiformes, Gobiidae. Gene Ontology annotation, biological process: protein targeting to membrane. The record is from RefSeq and is a predicted model, not a curated record. Gene Ontology annotation, cellular component: nascent polypeptide-associated complex; cytoplasm. The transcript is spliced from 10 exons. Bases 525 to 5981 code for a protein of 1818 amino acids.
ACAUGUGUUUCAUUUUUCUUUCUCUGGUCAUCACUGCUUUGAUUUUUGUUGUUUCACUUUUGUCUUGUUUUUGCAGUACUGGUACUUUCCUUCAAGGUUGAGGGCAGUACUGAGAGUAGGACAGUGGAAAUCUGCUGACAUCAUCUCUCAAGAUCCAGUUGUAUCCUGGUAGAGAGACGGAUAAUAAAGAUGAAGAGAGGAGAGAAGGGAAGAGAGAAGGAGGGAGGGAGGGAGAGAGAGAGGAGACGAGGGAGGGGGCAGUGAGAGAGUACACUGCGGCUCACCCCUCGUUCUCUCUGUCUCUCAAAUGGACUCAGCAUCACAACUGCAGCAACACCAUAGCCUCUGCCUCCGCUCCUUUUUCUCUUUAUACCCAAACUCAUGGACAGUCACGUGCUCUGAUUCCCCCUCUCCUCCUCCUCCUCUUCCUCCUCCUCGUCCUGCCUCUCUCUCUUUCACUCACUGUCUGCACGGCUGUAUGUUUUAUUGGUGCGUCAGAGCCACACAGAGCCAAAGAGUGAAGCAUGCCCGGGGAGAGCAUCCACAGAUCUGGCCCCACCGACAAACACCUCGAGCUGGGAGCAGAGGACGCAGAGCUCCCUGGACCAGACUUAACUAGACACUCCUUGGCGGACUCUACACCAAGUGAUAGUGGAUCCUCUCCGAGUGACACUGGCUCAAGUCCGUCCCCAAGUACUCCUCAAAAGCUCCUCCCAGCAUGCACCUCUCCCUUCGGCCCCAGGUUGGUUAAUGUGAGUCGCAGGUCCUCAGAAUCGCCUCGCCCACAGCCCGAGGGCUCAGACCGACGACCUGCUCCCAGGCUUUCCGGGAAGUUGGGAGGCCAUGGACCAUGUGGGCGCCAUAUUCCAGUUAAAAUGGAGAGGAUCAAGGUCUUGACUGGUUCAGAAGUGGAAAGCGACUACCAAGAACCACAUAAAAUGGACACAGUGGACACAAGAGUGGUGAUGGGUCAGGAGUCAUUGCUCAAAAGUCCAGAAAAACAGAAAGAGAAAUCUCAAACUACAACACAUCAUCAGUCUGUUCCAGUAACUCGUUUACAUGAAACAGAAACUCACACAGAGACAGACAAAACUGAAAGCCAAAGUCAGCCGCACCAAAACUCCACUGAUCCACAGCCUCCUGUGACUUUCCCCUCCCCUUUCCUCACCCCUCUGCUCCCAGCCUCUUCAUCAUACACAGACACCUCUACCCCAGAUGACGCUUUAGGAGAGCAGGCUCACUCUCCAGAUGAAGUGCCUUCCCUACAUUUCUCCGAGCUCGUUUGCCCUGUUACUUUAUCCUUCUCCGAACCCAUAUUUGCCGUGGACCCAUUACGAGUUGGUGUACCCUCAUCUCGAGACCCCGACUUGUACUACACCGCUCCGUCCACCCCAAUCAAAAUGCGCUCUUCCCACCUCAAACAUCACUCAUAUCCAGGGUCACCUUCCUAUCCACUCUCUCCUGGCUCGCCUUCAGAUAGUGAGGACCUAUGCUCUCCCCUCACUUCUUCCUCUGGAUCUUAUAUGACGGCGGAGGGAGAUAGCCGGGCAUCAUCUUACACCUCCUCCACCUCACCCUCCACCUCACCCAAUCCCCUCCUCACAGAAGAAACGCAAGAGGCUCCCGCUUGCUUUGUCGGAUCCUUAUCAGAAAUAGGAGAUGAAGAUGGUGAGGAUAAGGUUCGCUCGACACCAGAAAAAGAAAGCAGAGCUGGAGACUUCUUCCACUGUAGAUCAGAAGAAAGUGCCUAUAUUUCAGAUAUAAGUGGAACGGCCAUUUUGGAGGAGGAAGAGAGUAACACUGAGGAAGAGAUCAAGGUUUCAAGAGAAAGCUGUCGUCCGAGUUGGGUGACUGAAGAUAUUUCCCCUCUAAGAAGUAGUAGUAGUCGUAGUAGUGACUCCCAAGAGGAUGGAGCAGAGUCUGAAGUUGAAGUAACCGGGAUGGGGUCAGCGCAGUACUCAAGAUCCCUUGGUUUAAAACUGCAGCUAGAAUCAUGUUCAUCAGAAGAAACAUAUGGACAGAAAGACUCUGAUUUAGCAUCUUCAGCAUUAACUCCCGAUACCAUAACCUCAACCAAUCUCAGCCCCGACUCCCCAACAAUCUCACUGGACGCCUUCGAAAGACUUAACUCUGGGUUGUCCAUGCUUUCCCAGGCGGCUUGCAGCAACAAUAUCCUGGAUGAUGACCAAAUGAUUCCUGCGUCCCUUCUUGGGUUCCCCCCUCACGCAAAUCUCAUCUUCAGGGCGGAUUCGAUGGAGAUCAUGCUUUUCCCCACCGAGGAGGAAGUAGAAGACAUAAACGAGACGAAUGACGCUUACGGAGCUGGAGAGGAGGAAGCUGACGUUGAUGAAGAUGACGAAGACGACGAAGACUACGGUAUUGAAAGUAACGAUUGUCUUGACGAUGAGCUUAGCGAGGAAGUGAAUCAGGAAGUGAACCAGGAAGUGAACCAGGAAGUGAAUGUAGAAGUGGAAGUGGUUGGGGAGGAAAAUCAGGGCAAUGCCGAUGAUGUUGAAUGUGACGAGGACGACGAUGACGAUGACGAUGAUGAAGACUCAGACAGCAAAGGACAUGACUAUCCAACAGAUGAGGACAGCUCCUUUCUCCACUCGCUUUCUGAAACAUCAAUCAACGAAGGCUUGGAUGAGUCUUUCUGUUACCAGGACGAUACGGAUGACUCAUUGGAUUCUGCCUCUUUUAAUGGCGAGGAAGAUGAGCGUGUGUAUAGCACUGAGCAACAUGCACAAAUACAAGAACCGACAGAAACUCAACAAGGUGAUCACAAUCCUGAGCUCAAUACUGAUACAGAAGUUGUUGAAACUUCUGCAAGCUCAUGUCAAGACGCAGAGAGUCUGAACCAGUCUGAGAUCAGUGCAGUUUCAGAAAAAGAGGGCAAAACCCUAAAUGUAUCAGAAGUGACGCAAGCCGAGCAAGAUCUAGUUACCGAUAAAUCCUUGCAAAUCAACACGAGUCCAGAUGACACACUGAGUGCUGAAGAGUUGUGCUUUCCAUCUAGUGAUUUGGAGAACUCUACUCCCUUAAAUGAAAGUGUAACUAAAGCUGAAAUUGAUAUGUCAAGAUUAUCAAAACAAUCUUUCUUAUCAAACACCACCAAUACAUACACUACAACCAAUGUCAUGCAAACGUUCAUGCCUCUUGGUGCUACUUCUGUAAAAUGUACAGAAAUGCUGGAUAGAUCACAACCUUUGACUUUGACAACUGAGGCGAAGGUUGAAGAAGUUGCCUCAAAACCUCAAGAAGUCAUUGUACAAUCAAAUAACAAUAUUACAGAAGAAAGUACAGAUGAACCAGAAAGAGAUUCUUAUAAGUUGCUGAUAAAACCUCGUCAGUUUCAGAAAGAGAGGGCCGUGGAAACAGGGAGGCUAUUGUUGUCCAAAUCGUUUGCUAAUCAGAAGUACGGUAACACUUUGGAAGAGUCUUUGACCUCAACUGCGACCAAUGAUUUAAACAAAGGACCAUUACUUCUAUCAAACCCAAAAGAUACUAAUACAAACCCUAGCAACAUCCCUGUAGCUAUUACUCCAGAGGUCGUAACCCCAUCCUUAACCCCUGAACAUAGGUCAAAGGAUUCUACCCAAGAGAAUCUAAGAGAGAACACAUUGUUGAUGACCGAUGAAGGGAUUCUGGGUGCUGUUGGGUGCUCGUCGCCCUUGGCAAUUUCACCUAAGAGGGAAAACUCCGAAACAGAUAUUAGUCAUCGAGCUGGGACGUGGUGCGAUGAGAAAAUAAGCUUACAACUUGGUUCAGGGGAUGGGUACAAUAUCUGGGCAACCGGACACUCUCUUGGGAUGACCUUGUGUGGUAAUAGCAAACAACUGUGUGGGGAUCUAAGCAACAAUACAGGGCAAAGAAACUACAAUGUUUUUGACUCUGUUUUGGAUGAAAAUGACAAUAAUGGACAUAUUCAAAAAAAGGAUGAAAUGCCAGAUGAGGGAUUGCCAAGUCAGUUCAGAAUAUCAGAUCUAGGCGGUGAAACAGAUGAUAGUCUUCAAACACAAGAAGAGACAGGAAAUGUAGAUAUUGAAAAUACGUUUACUUGGAAGGAUUGUCAGAAUAAUAAUGAAUUUGAAACACUGCAGAUAUCUAUGUGUAGAGGUCUGAAUGCAUUGUCAGAAGAGGUUAGAACGCAAAGUGUUGGUUUAAGAGAGUCCAUUUCCAAUAUUCCUCUUGAAGAAAACCCACAGACAAGUCCGGAAAAGAAAGUAGUAACUGAAAGUCAAACCGUAUGCUUAGAGGCAAAGUCAACAUGUCAAAAUAUCCCACACCAUGAGCCGAAUACAGCAAUGUCUUGGCUCCAAGGGUCUUUUGGUUCAUUCACCCCGAAGUGUAAGUCUGUUGAAUGUAGAUCAGUCCAACAAAAUCAAAUGGAUAAUAAUGAUGAAUCUCAGGGAGUAACUGAGAAGGACCUCUGUAUGGAAGUCCCCAGUGGACACAAUGCAAAUGAGAAAGUUGUACAACAUGAAAAACCAAAGCCUGAUGAUGGUCAACAUUGUAAAGCAAAUGAUCCGGAUGAAAGAGAAGGAACUGAUACAGAAACAAAUAUGUCACAAACUAGUCAUAAAAAACCUGGUAAAAACAGGAGGAGGGGAAAGCAGAAGACCAAAGCAUCACAGAAGGGUAACGGGACUGAUCCAAGUCCUGAGGCGAACCAAGACACAAACAGUUUGGUAGAAGUUUCAGACAAUAACAAUAAAAUCCUUCAAAGUACGACAGAAAAAGGGUCAUUGAACGAUAACUGUAAGACACCCUCUAAUCAAAUGCAGGAACAACUUGACAACCAACCACUGUCUUCUAAUCCAAGGUGUAACACGGUUGACAUCAAUGACAACAAUGUAGAUACCAGCCAUUGUUCAUCAAGUUUAAACUCAACAUCAUCAGCAUCAGCUAAACCAGAAGACAAUCUCCCCACACCAAUCCAGGAAUCACAACCCUUCAUUUCAGAGGAAUGCACUACCCCCUCUCCAAAUCUUCCAAUACGCAGUUAUCAGGAACAAAAUGUCUCCUUGACGUCAAUAUCACCACUCAACCUUUCACAACCAACGCAGGAGUCGUCAGUGGAUUCAAAUCUACAAUGUGACGCCUUGUUCACCUCCCACACCACUGCAAUGGCAACGAAGGUAGAAACUCAUAAACAAAUCAAGCAAGAACAAGUCAGAUUGAUUGAUUCUGGUCUGGCUGAAGAAGAUACAGACAGUGAGGAUGACAGCAGACUGCCUCGACACAGACCACAGCCCAAAGGAAUUGUGGGAAAUAAACUUGACCAUAAUGACUCAAGGCAACAAGCAAUCCAGCCAUACACUUCAAUGAUGGACCGACACGGAGGAUGUCCUGUCAAUCACGGCUACAGAAACUCAGAUCCAUGUGACCUUGCUCUGAAAAACAACUGUUUGACUUCGUGUAAUGAGUCUGAGAGCGAGGAGUCAGUUCCAGAGCUGGAGGACGCAGAGCCGAUGAGGCCAGAGCAUCAUUCUUUCUCAUCUGCGAGUGAAGGGCUGAGUCGACCCAAACAAAGCCGCAGUGAGAAGAAGGCUCGCAAGGCCAUGUCUAAACUAGGUCUAAAGCCAGUCCAUGGUGUGACAAGAAUUACCAUCAGGAAGUCCAAAAGUAUUCUGUUUGUCAUCAGUCGACCAGAUGUUUUCAAAAGUCCUGCGUCUGAUAUCUAUAUAGUGUUUGGAGAAGCGAAGAUUGAGGACCUAUCCCAACAAGCCCACAAAGCUGCUGCAGAGAAGUUCAAAGUUCCUGUGACAUCCACUCCACUGGCCCCACCCGUCCCUCCCAGGCUCAGUAUAAAAGAGGAGAGUGAUGACGAAGAGGAAGAAGAGGUGGACGAGGGCGGCCUGGAGCACAGGGACAUCGAGCUGGUCAUGGCUCAGGCCAAUGUGUCUCGGUCCAAAGCUGUCCGCGCACUCAAACACAACAAGAACGACAUUGUGAAUGCCAUCAUGGAGCUAACCAUGUGAGAACUCUUCCAGCCAAAAGCCUAAGACAUCUCUUCUGUUUGGUAUUGCUGCUAUUAUGUGUUGCGCCCUCAGUAUCUGCUUAAUAAAAUCUGUUUCAUUGUGAAUAACUUUUAUUUUAAACAUUUACAAGGAAGCCUAUAAAUUCUAAUGUUAGAUCAAGGCUCUAUGACAAAUAAAGAGAUACUACAUAAUAUAUUUCGCUUUUAAAAUUCAUGAAACUUUUCUGGUGGAGGGUCCGCCACCGACCAUCUGCUUGUGUCUGUGGAGAUGAUAUUGUGUUGCCUGGAAUGUUCCAUGUGGCCUUUAGCACAAGGCCAAGUUAUAUGUCAGACCUGUGGAAAAGUGAAUCAACUCACAGUAUUUUGUGAAACAUCCCAGGCAAAAUAAUAUCAUCUUCAUGGACACACACGAGCAGACCCUCAAGCAGAAAAGUUACACAAUUUAAAGCAUAAUUUAUAACUUACCUAUUCUGUUUUAUUUUUGUUUUCUAUUUGAGAAGUAAAAGAAAAAUAAACUUC